Lathyrus oleraceus (garden pea) is the source of this 718-nucleotide messenger RNA. RefSeq names its product diphthamide biosynthesis protein 3. The record is from RefSeq and is a predicted model, not a curated record. The transcript has a single exon. Bases 215 to 472 code for a protein of 85 amino acids. Gene Ontology annotation, cellular component: cytosol. Gene Ontology annotation, molecular function: metal ion binding. Gene Ontology annotation, biological process: protein histidyl modification to diphthamide. NCBI's taxonomy places the organism in Eukaryota, Viridiplantae, Streptophyta, Magnoliopsida, Fabales, Fabaceae.
AGAGGACACCCUUUAUAAACCUAAACCUAUCAUAGAUUUAGUAACACGUGUGCAAAAUUUGAGUUGUUAUUAUUCCUUCUUUUUCUUUAACCUAACAAAGCUUCCGGCAGCUUCCGGCGGCAACUGUAAUUCAAGCUCGCCGUUUCUUGGUAUUGUUCCUUCCUCACCGUCCCUCCUUCUCCUUCUGCUGUGCAGAAAAAAUCAGAACAAAGCUAUGUCGUACGAUGAUGUAGAAAUCGAAGACAUGGAGUGGAACGAGGAGUUGCAGUCAUACACGUAUCCUUGUCCAUGUGGGGAUUUGUUCCAGAUCACAAAGGAAGAUCUCAAGCUUGGCGAGGAGAUUGCUGGCUGCCCUAGUUGCUCCCUCUACAUCACUGUUAUCUACAACAUGGAAGAUUUUCUUGGCGAUUCUGAUCAAAAUAGAACAAACAAGGGUCUUCAGCCCUCCAAACAAGCUGUCACCGUUGCUUGAAUUUCAGUUUUUUCACAACUUCUUAUGAAUAUAAUCAAUCAUUACGACUUAGUAGUUUUAAUCUAUGUAACUUUUGUUUAGUUCGUUUUACAAUUUGGGUAGAUUACAUGAUUUGUUUUAUUGCAACUGUGUGUACUUUUUUGAUUUAUUUUACCUGUCUAUUGGAUUAUACAAACACAAUUUGGGAGAAUUCCCCAGAUGUGUAGAUAAUUAUGGAGAGAAUGAAAAACAUUAAUUGCUAUUCAA